GGUCAUCUCUCAUGACGACAGAUAAACAUUCACAUAAAUGCACAGGCUGUCAGAGCCAUGACCUCCUUUUUUACUUUCUUCUGUGAGUACUGUGCCAAGUUCUCCACCUUUGCAAAUAAGAUAAGAGCACAACUGCAAGAACUCUCCCAGCACUACGGACAACAAAAUGGAAGAGACACUGGAGAAAGAGAUCCCGCCAUCUGAAGUAAAAGAUUCUGAUGAAGGUGGAAUUCGGCUGCGACUGAGAGACAGAGACCUGUUGAAGAAACGAAAGGCUGAGGCAGAGGAAAAGGCAACCAACCAGUGGGUUUAUGGGGCACAAAGCCUUAAGAGAGUGAAAAAGAUGACCAGUGGUUCCCCAGGAAGGAAAGGUCGACCAAGAAAAGAACCGGCUGUAGUUAUUCCAGAAGAUCUCGGUCUGGCUCAGGAAACAGAUCCUACUCCUGUCACACUUCCUGUCCCAGAACCUGUGUUACCCACAAUAGCAGAGACAGUGCCUUUAGUACCAGCUGAGCCACAACCAGAGCCGGCGCCAGUGGAAACAAUUAGUGAAAAACCUCUGGAGUUUCUGAUUGAGGAUCUGGGGCCUGAUGAGGAGGAAGACAUGCCUCAAAAAAGCCUUAUCAUUGAUACAGGUGAUGACGAGCAGCCCAGGACUGACCUGAACAGUCAAGUCUCAGUGCCAGUGUAUCCGCCAGCAUCUGCUCCUUCUCAACCAGAGAGUCUAUCUGAGAAUUUAAUCAUCUGAGUGUCUCCUUUCUACAGAAAACUGAAUUUGAUCUAAUUUACCAUUUCAAAGGAUUUCUAAACCUAAACAAUAAAUGUAUAUUUAUUGAAAUUAUUCAUGUCUCCAUGUAUAUAUGCCUCCACUUAUCGGUAAUGUCAAAGAAAAAAAAGGAAGGGAAAAAACAUUCUAUACAUAUUGUUAAUAAAAUAAAAAUCUGAAAUUGUUAUAGUACUUUUAUGUUAAAACAACUAGAUCUUUGCCUUAAAACGAUAUUACGAAUAAUCUUUGUUGUUUGUACAACUAUUUUAAAAUAAAUUGGUUUUAUAUUUUG
Molecule: messenger RNA, 1058 nt
Organism: Carassius gibelio (silver crucian carp)
Lineage: Eukaryota; Metazoa; Chordata; Actinopteri; Cypriniformes; Cyprinidae
Gene: hemgn
Product: hemogen
Exons: 5
Coding region: 167-748 (193 amino acids)
Source: RefSeq, a predicted model, not a curated record